This is a messenger RNA of Miscanthus lutarioriparius, 2232 nucleotides long. The record is from the annotation of a GenBank genome assembly. NCBI's taxonomy places the organism in Eukaryota, Viridiplantae, Streptophyta, Magnoliopsida, Poales, Poaceae.
AUGAUCCCCGCUCCUCGCGCCUCCACCGCCGGAGGCAGCAGGUGGCGCCGCGUCCUCCUCGCCCUCGCCCUCCUCCUCCUCACCCUCGCGCCACCCGCAUCAGCGCAGCCGACGCCGACGAGCCCAGCGCUACAGGCGGCGUACACGGCGCUGCAAGCGUGGAAGCGGACGGCCAUCUUCUCGGACCCGUCCAACUUCACAGCCAACUGGGUCGGCCCGAACGUGUGCGCCUACAACGGCAUCUACUGCGCGCCGCGGCCCUCCGACGGGGAGCUGGCCGUGGCCGGCAUCGACCUGAACCACGCCGACAUCGCGGGCCACAUCCCGGCCGACCUCCCCCUCGGCAUCCCCGACCUCGCGCUGCUCCACCUCAACUCCAACCGCUUCUGCGGGGUGCUGCCCGACACCUUCCUCCGCCUGCGGCUCCUCCACGAGCUCGACCUCAGCAACAACCGCUUCGUCGGCGCGUUCCCCGCCGUCGUCCUGGGUCUCCCCGCGCUCAGGUACCUCGACCUCCGGUUCAACGACUUCGAGGGACCCAUUCCACCGACGGUCUUCGACCGCCCGCUCGACGCCAUCCUCCUCAACUCCAACCGUCUCCGUGGCCCCAUCCCGGGCAACCUCGGCAACUCGCCGGCCUCGGUCGUGGUCCUCGCGCACAACCGUCUCGGCGGAUGUAUCCCGCCGUCGAUUGGGAGGAUGGCGGACACGCUCAAUGAGAUCGUGCUCAUCGACGACGACCUCACCGGCUGCGUCCCGCCGCAGGUCGGGUUGCUUAGGAAGGUCACGGUGUUUGAUGUCAGUGGGAACCACCUCCAGGGCCCGCUCCCGGCGACCGUCGGUGGGAUGGCUGCCGUCCAGCAGCUCAAUGUGGCCGGGAACCUGCUCAGGGGCGCCGUGCCGCCGGCUGUGUGCGCGCUGCAGGGGACGCUCAGGAACUUCACCUACGAGGACAACUUCUUCACCUCGCGCCCUGGGUGCGCGGUCGCCACGGCGGACGGCAGGUGGAACUGCAUCCCUGGCGCUCCCGCGCAGCGCCCGCCGCCGCAGUGCGCCGCCACGGCAGCACCGUUCGACUGCAGGACGGUGCAAUGCCAGGCGCCGCCCACGUCUGGCCCGCCUGGGUCGGGCCCCGGCGGUCCUUCACAACCGUUUCCUCCACCAGGCUCCAACACGCCGUCGUACCCGUCGCCGCCUGGCAGCUCCACCACGCCGUCGUACCCGUCCCCGCCAGGGAGUUCUACCACGCCGUCGCACCCGUCCCCGCCAGGGAGCUCCACCACGCCGUCGCACCCGUCCCCGCCAGGGAGCUCCACCACGCCGUCGCACCCGUCCCCACCAGGGAGCUCUACGACUCCGUCGUACCCGUCGCCGCCCACAGACGGCAGCAGCCCCAAGCCAUCAAUGCCGCCUUCAUCCGGGCCUUCAUCCCAUGGUGGCUCGCCUCCGUCGUCCGGCUACCAGCCGCCGCCGCCGUCGUCCGGGUGGGCACCGUCGGGCCAACCCGUGGGCGUGCCACCACCCACAGAGCAUCCCGGUGGCGUCUGGCCGCCGCACACGCCAACGGCUCCCGGCACACCAGGAUCAGCGUACCCGCCGGGCACACCAGGAUCGCCAUCCACACCGACGACUCCGGGCACGCCAGGUUCGGCAUUCCCACCGACGACCCCAGGAGCGCCAGGUUCGGCAUACCCGCCGACGACUCCAGGCACGCCAGGCUCGACAUACCCGCCGACGACUCCCGGUGCACCAGGGUCGUCGCCAUCCACCCCGACGACUCCAGGCACGCCGGGUUCGACAUACCCGCCGACGACUCCGGGCGCACCAGGGUCGUCACCAUCCACGCCGACGACUCCGGGCACGCCAGGUUCAACGUUCCCGCCGACGACACCCGGCUACCACCCUCCUUCCCCAGGUGGUGGUUCUCCAGGCGGCGGCCACGGCGGCAACCAGCACGGCACUCCACCAUCGACACCAGGCAGCGGCGGCGGCGUCCUCCCAUUCCCGCCCGCCCACGGCAUGCCCUACUCCUCGCCGCCGCCGCCACCGUCCGACCCAGCGGGGAACCUGCCGUUCCCGCCCGUCCACGGCGUGUCCUACUCGUCGCCCCCACCGCCGCUCCCGCCCGUCUACGGCGUGUCCUACGCGUCGCCCCCGCCGCUGCUCCCGCCCGUCUACGGUGUGUCCUACUCGUCGCCCCCGCCGCCCGCGACGCCGUACAAGAGCAACUAG